GCCAAGGCUGGUUCAUUUCCUGGAGGAGUCUGCAGUGCCAGUAUCAAAGCGUGUCUAAAGCGGCGCGACCGCUUCCUGGUCCAGUGAGCUCAGUCAGUCUGAAUCAAGAAUGAAGAUCACUAGGCAGAAACACGCCAAGAAGCAUCUUGCCUUCUUUCGCAACAAUUUCGGUGUCCGGGAGCCGUACCAGAUUCUGCUGGACGGCACUUUCUGUCAGGCGGCGCUGCGGGGUCGCAUCCAGCUGCGGGAGCAGCUGCCCCGCUAUCUGAUGGGGGAGACACAGUUGUGCACGACCAGAUGUGUGUUAAAGGAGUUAGAGACCCUGGGGAAGGACUUGUAUGGGGCAAAGCUAAUCGCGCAGAAGUGCCAGGUUCGAAACUGUCCUCAUUUCAAGCAUGCAGCGAGUGGGUCCGACUGUCUGCUCUCCAUGACUGAAGAGGGGAACCCGCACCAUUACUUUGUGGCAACACAGGAUCAGAAUUUAUCUGUGAAAGUAAAGAAAAAACCUGGCGUUCCCCUGAUGUUUAUCAUUCAGAACACUAUCGUCUUGGACAAACCGUCUCCCAGAACAGUCGCCUUUGUAAAGGCCGUGGAGUCCGGUCAGCUUGUGUCCGUGCAUGAGAAAGAAAGUAUACAGCACCUCAAAGAGGAGCAGGGCUUAACGGAGAACCCCGAGCGGAGAAGACGGAAGAGACGCAAGAGAGUGAGUGGCCCCAAUCCUCUUAGUUGUUUGAAGAAAAAGAAAAAAGCACCAGAUGCAACCUCUCUGGCUUCUGAAAAGAAGAGAAAAAGGAAAAGGGUCCGAAUCCGGAGCAGGUCUGCCUCUGCGGGGCCGCCUGAGCAGCAGAAGCCGGGAGGGAAGGGUGCUCCCGACACGGACACCGCCACCGCCACCGCCCGAGGCGCCACCUGUGAGAAGUGAACUGUUGUUAAGCUGGGGAGUAUUUAUGACGAAAGACUACGUUUAUUUUUGUAAGUGAGGGCUGACCUUUCUACUUCUGUGUAAAACUGCUCACCAAUAAAAAGGGUGGCUGCGUUUGGACGUGGUGGUGCUCACUUUUGCACUUUAAAAGGAUUGGUUCCUUCUGUUCCUUCUGCUCCCUCCCACUGUUGCCCCCAAAUGCCAUGUGCAAACAGUUUUAAGAAUCAAACAGUCCGAAAAGGCUUGUGGCCAAAAACACCCCGUCCCCCAAUGCAGUGCCAUUUCAACGUUCAGAGGAACCUGGUUCUUUCAACCCUUGUAGUAAUUUUGGAGUUUUUUCCCUAUUGUAAAAAAAAUUUUGGAGUUUAUGUUUCCAGAUUAUAUAAAUGGACUGCUGCCUUUUGAUCCA
This is a messenger RNA of Cavia porcellus (domestic guinea pig), 1331 nucleotides long. RefSeq names its product UTP23 small subunit processome component (gene Utp23). The record is from RefSeq and is a predicted model, not a curated record. NCBI's taxonomy places the organism in Eukaryota, Metazoa, Chordata, Mammalia, Rodentia, Caviidae. The transcript is spliced from 3 exons. Bases 110 to 922 code for a protein of 270 amino acids. Gene Ontology annotation, cellular component: nucleolus; small-subunit processome. Gene Ontology annotation, molecular function: small ribosomal subunit rRNA binding.